AUGUCCGAGUUCGAAGAGGACGAUGAGAACGAUCUCUUCGUUCGGCAGGAGAACGACUUUUAUCAGAGCCAGAGUCUGAUAGAGGCAGUUGAAAACGAAAGAAAUGGCACUACUGUUGAAGGAUACACCUAUGAUGGUACCAAUCUUUCGCAAGCUGAGACACCCUCGCAUGAGAGCAAGGGUCCAACAAAUGGGCUCAAGACUACCACUACAACUUCUGGAAACCAUAUAAUUACACUCCAUGAAACUGAACAUGAGUCGGCAACUUUAAGAGACGAUAUAUAUAACAGUGAAGAGCUGUUCAAGUCAGUUGUGCUAUCCACGCCACUAUCAUUUCAGAAAACAAUUAUUCGUGAUAUGCUCGCAGAUGACGCUUUAUUAGUACUUGGUAGAGGUCUGGGACUUCACCUUAUAGCGGCUAAUAUACUUCAUGCUUUAGAUGUAGCAGGUACGACUACUGCUAAAUCAAUUGCGGAUGAAUCAACCAUUGAAAAUGGUACCAGACAAAGCAGAUCAAGUCUUGUACUACUAAUAGGAACCAAUGAUAUUGAAAAUUCUCGGAUAUCUCAAGAAUUGUGGCAAUUAUCACAAUUGGCUGACCCAUUGACUAGCUGCCAUAGGGGCUUGACGAUAGUGAGUAAUGAAACGACAACUUUAAACCAGCGUGAGAAGUUGUAUAAAAGAGGCGGCAUAUUCUCCGUAAGAUAUCAAGCACUGGUUGUUGAUAUGCUCUCAGGAGCAAUUGACUGCUCAAAAGUCACUGGAAUAGUCGCAUUCGAUUCUGAUAGGAGAGUCGAUAAGCACUAUUUGGAGUGGGUUAUUCGACUCUAUAGAUCAAAAAACACAAGAGGAUUUAUCAAAGCUCUGACAGAAAAUCCCGAAGGAUUUGGUACAAGUGGUACCCUACAGCCGCUAGCAGCCAAAUUGAAAAAUUUGUCUAUUAAGAGGGUUUUACUAUGGCCGAGAUAUCAUAUAGAAGUUACCGACUCAUUGCUACAAACAGGUCGGGGCAGAAAACGCAACGAAAUCAUUGAGAUUCAGGUAGAGAAGUCAGAGGCUGUACGAAGAAUUCAAACGGCAAUUAUGGACAGUAUAGAGUCCUGUAUAAGUAGGAUUAAGAGGACAACCGCGUCAAUAAAGGUGAUUAGUACAGAGGAGUGGAACCUUGAUAAUGCACUCUCUAUGAAACUUUCUCGGCAAGUCAGAUUUGAACUUCGCCCUUAUUGGCAUUUAUUGUCAUACGACGCUCGUCAUGCUGUGGGUGAUCUGGCAGUUCUUGAACAGCUGUUGGAUGAUGUGUUAUCACUAGAUAGUGUAGCAUUUUUGCAACGCUUGAUUGAGAUAUCAAAAUCAGCUACAAAAUCCACUAGGGAUGUUUCGCAAUGGCUUCUUGAAGAUGCUGGUUCAAUGCUAUUUCAGCUUGCAAAGGAAAGAGUAUACGGUAAAAAAUCCAAGGAUUCUACUAGACCAGCUAUUAUAGAAGAACUACCUAAAUGGUACCAUUUGAUGAAUAUCUUGGAGGAGAUUUCUGCUGAGAAAAGUAACAGCAACCCCGAUGAAACAGGAGGGCCGGUUCUUAUUAUGUGCAAAGAAAAAAGAACAGUUACGCAGCUCAAGGCAUAUAUAGACACCGUUGGCAAAGCGAAGAACGAACCUCAAAACGAUAACGAAAGUAUCCCGCCCGGACAAAUUUAUAUGAAAGAACGUUUACAAUUUUAUAUCGAUUUGAAUAAGAUGUUACUUCAGAAACGGAGGAGCUGUGCUCCACGUGGCGAAAAUCUAACUGGGGUGGCUAGUACUGGAGAGAGCGCAACGAACACUGGCAAUGAUUCAACUUCAUCUAAUCGAGCCCCUUUCUCACGUAAUAAACGUCGUCGAGUAAGAGGAGGGUCGGUCGUUGCAUCGGCUGCUGGUAGAUCGGUGUCCCCGUCUUUGUCGCUUCCUGAAUUUGAAGAGACCAUUGCUGAAGACACCCCUAUUGACGCAGAUGGACUUGAUGACGAUAUAAUGAGAUUAAUUUCUCAGGAUCAUGUUGAAGAAGAUAAGGAUAUUCUUCACAUUAGCGAAGUAUUCUCUCGGUUACAGGUCAUGGACAGUGGUCAGCUGGUUGUUAUUCAGCAAUACGAUCGAUUCAACGAUGAUUCUAUGCUGGCAGAGCUUCGGCCCUCGUAUAUCAUCAUGUAUGAACCAGAUACGUCUUUCUUCCGGAGAAUAGAGGUCACACGGGCAUCAAAUCCUGAUCGACAGAUCAAGGCAUACUUUAUGUUUCACAAAGAAUCGGUCGAAGAGCAACGAUUCUUGUCAGAGAUCCGUCGAGAAAAGGACGCCUUCACACGUCUAAUUCGAGAAAAGGCUAAUAUGGCCAUACAUUUGGAAACGGAAAAAGAUACUGCGGCACGACUUACGAACAAUAGUACUCUUUUGCGAAACUUUAGUACCAGGAUAGCCGGUGGUGGGCAACUAGGCUUUAAUACGAACAAACCACGUGUUGUGGUAGAUGUCCGUGAACUAAAAGCUCCGUUACCCGCAGUUCUGGAUUUCAAUAAUGUAGAGGUUGUGCCAAUGACAUUGACUGUUGGAGAUUAUAUUCUUUCUCCAGAGAUUUGCGUUGAACGUAAGUCAAUUACCGAUUUUAUUCAAAGUAUGAAAAGUGGCCGUCUUCAUGAACAGUGUACAGCCAUGUGUCGCUACUAUGAGUUUCCUGCCGUUCUGAUUGAGUUUGAUGACCUCGACUCUUUCUCAUUCAACUCAGUGGGUAAUUCUGGACCACAACCAAGAUCUAUGGGGACGGCAGACAUCGAUCGCUUUUUGAGCGAGAACGAUUCGCUUCGCACACAAAUAUCACUACUUAUUUUGCAACAUCCCAAACUCAGUCUGUUGUGGUCACCGAGUCCUAAUGAUAGUGCAGAAAUAUUUGCCAGGUUAAAAAAUGAGCGCGACGAACCUGAUCCAGCACUUUGUGCUCGAAUUGGGGUGAGUGGAGGCGGCAACUCAAUCGACUACAACAUAGCUGCUAUAGACACAUUGCUAGCUAUGCCAGGUAUAACCACUAAUAACUAUGCCUUGAUCACCCGCAAGGUGCCAAACAUACGUACGUUAUGCUCCAUGUCAGAAGAGGACAUAUCUGCCAUAAUUGGUAAGGAAGCAGCAGCAAAGCUGUACAGGUUUUUUAAUGAGACCGUCCAGUGA
Molecule: messenger RNA, 3189 nt
Organism: Sugiyamaella lignohabitans
Lineage: Eukaryota; Fungi; Ascomycota; Dipodascomycetes; Dipodascales; Trichomonascaceae
Gene: RAD1
Product: ssDNA endodeoxyribonuclease RAD1
Exons: 1
Coding region: 1-3189 (1062 amino acids)
Biological process (GO): double-strand break repair via single-strand annealing, removal of nonhomologous ends; nucleotide-excision repair involved in interstrand cross-link repair; resolution of meiotic recombination intermediates
Cellular component (GO): nucleotide-excision repair factor 1 complex
Molecular function (GO): damaged DNA binding; single-stranded DNA endonuclease activity; single-stranded DNA binding
Source: RefSeq, a predicted model, not a curated record